Messenger RNA from Vicugna pacos (alpaca), 2793 nucleotides. The record is from RefSeq and is a predicted model, not a curated record. NCBI's taxonomy places the organism in Eukaryota, Metazoa, Chordata, Mammalia, Artiodactyla, Camelidae.
CGCACGGCCCGCACCUGCCGGGGCGACCUCGCCUACCACUCGGCCGUCCAUGGCAUCGAGGACCUCAUGAGCCAGCACAACUGCUCCAAGGAUGGUCCCACGUCGCAGCCGCAUGUGCGCACGCUGCCGCCACCAGGGGACAGCCAGGAGCGCUCCGACAGCCCCGAGAUCUGUCACUACGAGAAGAGCUUCCACAAGCACGCGGCCGCACCCAACUACACGCACUGCGGCCUCUUCGGGGACCCGCACCUCCGGACUUUCACAGAUCGCUUCCAGACCUGCAAGGUGCAGGGCGCCUGGCCGCUCAUCGACAAUAAUUACCUGAACGUGCAGGUCACCAACACGCCGGUGCUGCCGGGCUCUGCAGCCACUGCCACCAGCAAGCUCACCAUCAUCUUCAAGAACUUCCAGGAGUGUGUGGACCAGAAGGUGUACCAGGCUGAGAUGGAUGAGCUCCCGGCUGCCUUCGCCGACGGCUCCAAGAAUGGCGGGGACAAGCAUGGGGCCAACAGCCUGAAGAUCACGGAGAAGGUGUCGGGCCAGCACGUGGAGAUCCAGGCCAAGUACAUUGGCACCACCAUCGUGGUCCGCCAGGUGGGCCGCUACCUGACUUUCGCGGUCCGCAUGCCCGAGGAGGUGGUCAACGCCGUGGAAGACCGGGACAGCCAGGGCCUCUACCUCUGCCUGCGGGGCUGCCCCCUCAACCAGCAGAUCGACUUCCAGGCCUUCCACGCCGAGAGCCCCGGUGCCCGCAGGCCGCCGGCCGCUAGCCCCGCCCCAGCGGCCCCCGACACCUUCCCGUACGAGACGGCCGUGGCCAAGUGUAAGGAGAAGCUGCCCGUGGAGGACCUCUACUACCAGGCCUGCGUUUUCGACCUGCUCACCACGGGAGACGUGAACUUCACCCUGGCCGCCUACUACGCGCUGGAGGACGUCAAGAUGCUCCACUCCAACAAGGACAAGUUGCACCUGUACGAGAGGACUCGGGAGCCCCCGGGCCGGGCAGCCUCUGCGGGGCCGCCCUCGGCCCCCCGGCCCCUCUUCAGCAGCCUCUUGCUCCUGACUCUGCUCCCUGCGCUCUUGGAGGCUGUGUAGGAUGGAGAGCCAGGCGUCCCUAAGCUGGUCGGCGGCUGCACGCGAGAGCUGGUGGCCCCACACUCCCUGCAGGGGUCUGGAACCCAGCCAGCCACAUGGGACGGUUACCUCCGAGCUGCCUGGGGCUGCCUGCUGGCAAGGGCUGGGGGCAUGGGGCAUCCCCUCCCCUCCCCGGGGCCCGUGACAAGGUUGUGGUGACCGGUGCUGUGAUGUUUGUGACAGUAGAGCUGUGCAGAGGGAGAGCUGCUCCUCUCCGCCUGCCCCGCCGUGUGAAUGUGCAAAUCAGAGCCCCUCAGGCCCAAGCCCCCGCCCGAAGCCCCCACCCCGCCAGAGACACUGGGCGUGGGCAGAGUCGAGCUGCCCCCACCCCUCGCAAUGCACUGAAACAGGCCCGGCUGACUGCUGCACGCGCAUCCUGGGGCCGCCUGCGCCCGCGCCCACGCACACACUCACACACACUCGCACACAGGAAGCCAGGGUCUGAGGCAGCCUCAGGGCUGGACCCCCCUGGGCAGGCAGGGCAUCCUUUCCCCUUGGGCUUGAGGACACCCCCAGGGCUUGCUGAGCAUCGUUAGGAAACUGAUAGAACCCUUAGGCCAAAAGGUUGUGCCCUCCCGGUGCCUUCCUGCCCGUGGCCUCCCUGAGAGCCAGGGAGAGACCACCGUGUGCGCCCCGGAUGCUGUGGGUGCGGGUUCAGCCCUGCAGGUGGAGGACAACGCAUGCUGGCACGUGCUCUGAGCGAUGGCCCUUCCCCAACCCUCCUGUCCCCUGGCCCCUACUGUUCUAAGGAAGUCGAGUCUUUGUUUCUAAAUGUCUAAACAGAGAACUGCUCCCUUGAUUUCUGUUCCUUCCUCUCCAGCAGGUGGCAGGAGCCUGUGGGCGGCGGGGCUGGGGCCACAGGGUGUGGGCUGGAGACCCAGUGGAUAGGGCCAGCUGGCCUGCCCUGAUCCUCUGCUGUCUCCUCACCUGCCUCUCAGAGCCCCCCCCCCGACAUUGUCCACCCAGGUCUGCAUUCUGGAGAGAGGAGCAGGUUCUGGAAGGGGUCUCAGCCCUUAGCAUCCCUGGCAGGGUCUCCUCCAUCUCAGCCUUCCCCUUAAGCCCAGUGGCCACACAACCAGGAGUCUUGCCGCUGGGCCUGGCUCCAGCCUCUUGUCAGCCAGGCUGCCCGUCCCAGGAGCCCCGAACCAGCCCCACCUCUGCUGCUGUUUCAGAGAACCCCAGGGACCAGCACUGGGCUGGGCUCCACUCCCAAAGGUACGGCCGGGCCCCAGAGGGCGAUCCUUCCAGAAGCCCCCACAGGCCCACACUGUCCCCACCCGCCCGCCACAUCCCCGGCAGCCUCUCUGCUGUUCCCCCGGGACCUCUCAUACACUGGCCCAGGAGGCUGCGGACGUCCCUGCCUCCCCCUCCAAGAGGUCCUCUCUCCCUGCCAAGCUGUGGGUGUGGGCGGUGGGCAGGCAGGUGGGUGGGAGGCGUGGCCUGGCCCCUCCCUGCUGGUUUUUAGAUGGUCCCUCUGUCGGAAGUCAAAAGUGAAGCACUUUAUUUUGGUUGUGUUUGAUCGAGUUCUGCUUGGAAGUGGGGACCCCUCACUGUGUCCUGUGUCUGCGACCUGUGUGGAGUGUCACCACAUGUACAUACUGUAAAUUAUUUAUUAAUGGCUAAAUGCAAGUAAAGUUUGGGUUUUGUUUUGUUAUUUUC